Molecule: messenger RNA, 1743 nt
Organism: Momordica charantia (bitter melon)
Lineage: Eukaryota; Viridiplantae; Streptophyta; Magnoliopsida; Cucurbitales; Cucurbitaceae
Source: RefSeq, a predicted model, not a curated record
GCAAUCCACCGUCUACUCUUCUCUCACUGCUCUCUCUCUAUCUCUGUGAUUUCGUCAGUUCUUUCACUUUCAGCUUCCAACAGAGUUUCCCAGAUACCGUCUUCUCUUCUUACAGAUUUCGCGCCCUAUCUUUCCAUCUCCUACACUCUCUGCUUUGUUCAUCCUCAUCGGUUACCUUCUCCGGUGCCCCCAUAUGGAUUCCUUCUCGAUUCCUUGUCUUUUUGUCCCUGAAAUUCUCUGUUGACGCUCUUACUGCGCGAUUCGAAUCUUUUUAUGUAAUGGGUAAUUGGAGAGAGCGUCCGCGUAGGAUUUUUCGCAAGCAGAAGCCUCCGUGGUCCGCCAUAAGAAAUUACGAUCACGAUCCUCCUCUAGAGUUUUGGAAAGAUGGUAUUCCUUUAUGGGAAAAGAAAUUCUGCACGGAGAUUGGUCGUGUGCCGUGGGGUAAAAUAGUUGAUUCCAAGAAGUUUAUUUAUUGUCAUAAUAAUAUAGUUAAUUGGAAUGAUUCUGCUUGUGAAGAGGCAUUCCAUAAUGCCAAAAGACGUUUUUGGGCACAUACUAAUGGCCAUCGGUGUGACAUCUAUCUGCCUGAUCCAGACAAAUAUAUUGAAAAAAUAGAUUGGAAUCCUGAAAUAGAUUCUGAAAUGAUUGAGGAACUGGAUUGGGCAUACUUUGCUCCUAAUGUGACAGAAAGUGAUGAUUUGUUGGAGGGUAAAAAUAAAAGGACGAAGAACUCCAGUUCUGUUUGGGCAGAAGGCCACAUUGAAGAUCCAGGUUAUGUGGGCAAUGCUUGGGAACAUGGUAUUCAAUGCAUUGCAAAUACAGGAGAAGGAUGGAACCAGAGGAAUUUAAGUGAUCCAGGGAAGGCGAACAACGAUGGCAAUCCUUGGGACAGUAGCGUUACCCAGGUGAAUGGGGGUAUAGUCGACAGUGCCUGGAGAGAUAAAGUGCAACAAGGUGAUACCUCCUGGAAUACUAAAGGGUUUUCUAGUGAUGCAAGGGGUAUGGUGGACGGUUCCUGGAGAGAGAAAGUGCAUCAAGGUGGCGCCACCUCCUGGAAGACUAAAGGGUUUGCUAGCGACACAAGAAAUAACAUGUGGGGCUGGAACCAGAAGCAGCGUGCCUGUAAUUUUGAUCAUUAUAAUAGGCCUUGGAGUAAUAGUUAUAAUCGGAAUGUCAGGAAUUUAACAGAUAGAAUACAGCCAAAUAAUCAAGGGAAUGAACAGGGUUGGAAAUAUCAGUGGUAUGGCAAGAGGCCAAAAGAUGCAGAAUUUGUUAACAUUGAGUGGUAGGGAUCAUGGGACUGGCACCAUUCCUCCCAGGAGUAUGUUUCAAGUCCGUGUGUAUUCAAAGCCUCAGAGAUUAUGAAUGGUAGCUAGAGGAGUUGAAUCACAACACGAAUUCUGAUUUUGCCCUCAACUAGCUGAUCACUUCUUUUUUUGUUCUGAAACUGCAGGAUCGUCCAUGUUUUGUUAGUAAAUUUUCAGUUUUAUUUCAACAAGAAUGAUUACUCCAGGAAUUUUGGUAUAAAGGAUCGUAUGGAUAUGAUAUACCUGAAUAUGAAUGGCUUGGUUCUUCUGUUCUUUUUCUUCCUUUAUUCCAAUGAUUUAUAUAGGCAUAGAGGGUCAAUAGUUGUUGUUGUUGUUAAGAUUCCCUCCCAAUGCUUGAUCCUUGUAUUAAUAGGCUCCAUUAAGUUUGUAUCAUUUUGAUUUGAGAAACCUCUUUUGGCUGGCUUUAUAAAGGCAA